Oncorhynchus nerka (sockeye salmon) is the source of this 8769-nucleotide messenger RNA. RefSeq names its product chondroitin sulfate proteoglycan 4-like. The transcript has 15 exons. Gene Ontology annotation, biological process: anatomical structure morphogenesis. The record is from RefSeq and is a predicted model, not a curated record. Bases 120 to 7397 code for a protein of 2425 amino acids. NCBI's taxonomy places the organism in Eukaryota, Metazoa, Chordata, Actinopteri, Salmoniformes, Salmonidae.
AGUGGGGAGGGUAGGUUAACUUGUAAAUGAAGUGGUCGAAUACGUGACCGAAAUCUCAACAAGACCACCCAAUCUGGAAAUAUGUAACGGCCGGACUAAACCUUGGAUAAUAUUUCCGAAUGGAAAACAUGAAAUUCCCUAUAAGAAGCACAAAGAAGCUGUGUUUUUACGCGGCGUUGUUGGUGUCGCUUACGAGCGACCUGGCAAUGGGAGCCUCGUUCUAUGGCGAUGGCUAUGUGCAGCUGAAGACAGUGGAGUCGUCGAACCGUAACUCCCUGCGUGUUCGUUUCCGUACCUCCAGCCCCCGUGGCCUGCUCUUCCUCGCUGCCGGCCACACAGACUACCUUCUACUGGAGCUGAACGCUGGUCGCCUGCAGGUGAAGCUGGACCUGGGCUCUGGUGAGCGGUUGCUGAGAUCAGAGAGCAGCACCCAACUAAACGACCUGGCCUGGCACACUGCUGAGCUUCUCCACGACCGCCAUAAUGUCACCCUAACUAUGGACCAGUACUCCCACACCAGCCUCAGGAUGCCUGGGCACUGGUCUCAGAAGCAGGAUCUUACCAUUCAGGAUGGGCUGUACGUCGGCGGGUCUGGAGGCCUGGACAAGCUCUACCUACCCAAUGACCUAACAGGAUUCAGGGGGUGUGUGGACCAGGCUGUUUUCAACGAGAACAACAUGUUAUCGUCGUUGAGACCGUACGCUGGAUUCAAGAGUGUCUAUGAGGUUUCUUUGGGCUGUAGUCCCCAGUUCUUCGCUAACGAGGAGGACCCUGUUAGUUUCUUUAGUUCAAGAGCGUAUGUCUCCCUGCCACCCUGGAACGUCUCCCACAACCAGCAAGAGGCGCUGUUUGAGUGUGUGGUUCACACCUCGGCUAAAGAGGGGAUUGUCUUGUACAACUCGGCCAGACAAGGGGACUUUGUGGCAGUUGAAAUCCAAGAAGGGCUGCUGGUGGCCAUCGUGGGUAAAGGAGGCACCAAGACAGAACUUAAAUCCCUCACCUUUGUCAAUGACAGGAACUGGCAUUCAGUGAAGAUGUUCUUCACCCCCAAGACCCUACAGCUGACAGUGGACAAGGAGACAGUGAAGACUAGCAUCAGCUCUCGCUCCAAGGGACUUCAGCUAAGAGGGUCGCUGUUUGUGGGGGGCAUUGAUGACAGCACACGUUCAGAAGUCAGGAAGAUGGGUCUGGUGUCUGUGUUGGGAAACAGAGUCCGAGGAGGUUCUUUUAAGGGCUGCCUGAAGGACAUGAAAGUCAAUGGGGUCAUGAUGGGUCUGCCUAAUGCUGUAGUCACUAAAGAUAUAUCAGUGGGCUGCGAGCCGGAGAAAGAACCAGAGCCCUCGACCACGAUGGGUUCAACUACUAUCCCGACUGUCCCCAACUCCCGGUUCGAUCCCACUUCGGUCACCCCUACCCCAGAAUUCCCUAUGGUCACUCUGGCCAGGGGGCUGGACAAGAAGUACGGGGCCAACUUCGUGCUGCUCAGGAACCUUGUAGUCUCAGAGGGCGGACGUGGGUCUCUAGAGUCCAAGCACAUCAAGGUGCUCCUGGACUUCAAGAAGCUCGGGGUACGCCAGUCUCAGAUCAUGUUCCGGAUCCAGGAGCAGCCGGUGCACGGUCAGAUACGAUUGGAUGUGGACCAGGACCAAGAGGAGAACAUCUUUAGCAUGCUGGACCUGUGGCACGGCAGGGUGAUAUACAUCCACGGAGGAUCAGAGGACCCAGAAGACUUUUUCACUUUCUCUAUCUUCUCUUCCUCCAGGAAGGAGGUUCCCACAUACCUACAGGGGACGAGAAGGUACCGCUACAACAUCACAGUGACCCCCACCAAUGACGCCCCAGAGCUCAGCCUGCCCCAGGGGAACCUUUUCGUCCUGUUGGAGAAUUCUAGAAAACUCCUAACCAAAGAGGUGUUGAAAGUCACAGACAUUGACAGCAACCACACCGACCUGGUCUUCUCCAUCCUGGGGAACCUGAACCCUGACGCUGGUUAUCUGGAGGUGGGAGAUAACCCCGACACUGCAGUGACCACGUUCUCCCAUUCUGAUCUGGAGGAAGGGAAGGUGAACUAUGUCCACACUGGGGUGAGGAACUCCAGGAUCGUGCUGAGGGUCAGUGAUGGAGACAAGGUGAGCAACACAGUGGUUCUGAGGAUCAUGGCCAUAGGUUUGGAGUAUAAGAUCGCCAACAACACUGGGCUUGAGAUCAUUCAAGGUGAGGUAGCUGUGAUCAGUAACAAGCAACUGGCCAUUCAGACCAAUGCCGUGAAUCAAGUGGUAGACAUCCGAUAUGAUGUCGUCGAGCCACCUCAGUAUGGGGAACUUCAGAGGCUUCACUCCAGCGGAGAAUGGAAGCCCACCGGUUCUUUCUCUCAAAGGCUGCUGGAGAAAGAACGCCUUCGGUACCUCAGCACUUUCCAAGAAAUCCAGACUGCCACUGCUACGGAUGACUUCAAAUGCAAGGUCACUGUAGCAGGAAGAGUUGACACUGAACUGGUCUUUCCAGUCACAGUGAAGUGGGUACAUUAUAACCUAGUCAGGAACGUAAUGGCCGAUUUGAAUAAAGUUCGGAAAGUGACGUUGGACUCACAGUAUCUUUAUGCCACGGUGGACAUUGUGACACUGUCCGAGGAUGAUCUUCACUUCAGAGUUCUCUCCUCGCCGAAGAAAGGACAACUUCUCCUUGUUAACGAGUUAUUGAAGAAAAACUCAACUUUCAGCCAAAGAAAUGUCACUGAUCUAAAGGUUCUAUACGAACUGGUCGACAGACCGUACGAAGACACGAGUGACACGUUUAAAUUCCAAGUGUUCUCCAAGCACGCUCAAUCACAAAGUUACCAUUUCCAGAUCUCAAUAAAAGCUGACGUCAACAGCGUAUUUAUAAGAAACGACAAACUAUCUAUAAUGGAGGGAGAGAGUAAACUCAUCACAAAAGACGAGUUGUUUGCAGAGACUCUUAGCACCAAGGAGCUGUACUACACCGUCACAAGAAGCCCUAAACACGGGAAGCUGCAACGCAUCAACCUGUCCAACUCUAACGCCAGUUACAACAACAUCCUAACGUUCAGCAACCAGGAUCUCUUGGAGGAGCGCGUCAUGUACAUCCACGACGACACAGAGACCACUCAGGACCAGUUCACAUUCAUAGCCUCCACUAGUCAGGAGUCCAAAUCCUCCGUCACGGACGAUGAGGUCGGCUCUAAAGAAGGGACGUUUAACAUCUCCAUCCAGCUAGUUAACGACGAAAAGCCGGUGCGCGUUGUCGAUAAAGUUUUCCACGUGGUGAGGGACGGGCAGCGGUUGCUAACCCUGGACGAUCUCUGUUACCAUGACGCAGACUCGGACUUCAGCGACGGGCAGUUGGUCUACACGCGACGGGGAAUCCCGAUGGGAGACCUGGUUCUGGUGAACGACACCUCUCACAGGCUGUUCCAGUUCACCCAGAAGGAGCUGGAAGAGAAGAGAGUGUUGUUCCUCCAUCGUGGCGUGAACUCCGGACGCUUCGUGCUCUUCGUGUCUGACGGGAAACACUUAGUCUCCACUCUGCUGGACGUCAGCGCCCACGACCCGUUCCUGAGCCUCGGCAACAACACAGGUCUGUUGGUCCAGAAGGGAAAGGAAGUGACCGUAACCACCGGUAACUUCAGCGUCCUCACGAACCUCAAUGUCCGUGAUGACAGCGAAGUCACCUACAAGGUGUCCGAGCCUCCUAAGAACGGCUGGCUGUAUCGCCACGGAAACAUCUCAGUGGAGUUUACACAGCACGACCUGAAGAAGGGCCUCGUCUCCUAUCGCCACGAUGACAGCAAGAACCUGGCGGAUUGGUUCAGUGUCAUGGUUAAGGUUAAAGGUCACGUCCUGAAUGCCAGAAUCAACGUUAAGGCUUACCUGGAGAGCCAUCAGAGGCCCCCUAUCCUCCAGCACAACAACACCUUACUGGUGGAGGAGAGCAAACCUGUGAAGAUUGACGGGAGUAGACUGGAGGUGACCCACGAGGACAACCUGCCAUCUGAGAUUGUAUUUACAGUGAAGGUGGCUCCGCUACACGGGUUCCUGCGGCGCUUCGUGGAGGCUGAGGAGCAGUAUAUUGGAACAGGACAGACCCCCGUCCAAACCUUCUCCCAGGAAGACAUAAAUGCUGGCAACAUCCAGUACAUGCAGACGACCCCCAGCCAGGUCAACGACACAUUCCUAUUGGACGUCUCUAACGGUGUCACAGAGGUCAACAGUAUCAGGAUAUCCGUGGACAUAAUCCCCCGCCUCAUCCCUCUCCAGGUGUCCAAUUUCACCCUGAGAGAGGGCGGGGCCAAGGCCUUGACACAGGAAGUGCUCAGAGUCACCAACCGACACUUCUCUGGCCUCAACUUCCUAUACAGUUUGACUGAGCCGCCGCAGAACGGAUAUAUUGAACAUUCACGUUACCCCGGUGUUCCUGUGCUGUCUUUCACCAGACGCCAGGUGGAGCAGGAGUUAAUCUACUACAUACAUGACAGCAGUGAGACCUUAGAAGACAACUUCACUGUGGUGGCCAACGACACAGGCCUGAGGAAACAGAGCUCUCCCUGUACCGUGUACAUCCAGGUCACAGCCGUCAACGACCAGCAUCCAGUCAUCACCGCCAACAGGGUCCUCAGGGUGUGGGUGGGGUCGGUCACAGAGAUCCGCUCUGACGACCUGGAUGCCCAGGAUGAGGACACGCCCCCUGAGGAGCUGCAGGUGAUAGUGACUCCGCCCUCUAAUGGCCACCUGGCGCUGAAGAGCGCCCUCGCCAGGCCGCUCCUGAACUUCACCCUGCAACACAUCCAUCUGGGACAGCUGCUGUUCGUCCACAGUGGUGCCAUGUCUGGAGGGUUCAACUUCCAGGUGAACGACGGAGUGAACUUUGCCCCCCGACAGAUCUUCAGCAUCACAGCCAGCGCCCUGGUCCUCAGCCUGGAGAUUAACAGACCUCUCAAAGUGUUCCCAGGCUCUACUACACCAAUCACCAAGGAGGACCUGCAGGCGUUGACCAAUGACAAGAGCGACACAUCCAACCGCACCAUUACCUUCAACGUGAUUCGUCGACCAAAACUAGGCAGACUGGUGACAGUGCUGGCUGAUAAUUUCACUGUUGACGUCUCAUCCUUCACACAGACCAUGGUGGACCAGCGGGAGAUUCUGUACAUCCAGAGUCUUGUGGCGUCGGUUGGCUGGUCCGCUAUGGACUCAAUGACCUUCUCAGUGUCCUCACCUCCAGCUUCCCUAGAGAACGAGACCUUCAGGAUGGACAUCUCCUACGAGAAUGCUGGACCCGACCGCAAGACUCUGCUCCUCGCUAACACAGGUGCGGUGGUGACCGAGGGUGACCACUUCGUCAUCGACGAGUCCAAGCUGGAUGCGUCUAACCUUAUGUCCAAGCUGCCCACACCCCAGCGCAGCUCUCACGAGAUCUGGUUCCAGGUAAAGUCUCUACCCCAGCACGGGGUCAUUGUGGUGGGAGAGAGGAACCUCACUGUGGAGAAACCCAACUUCUCCCAGUACAUCCUCAACAAGUAUGGCAUCACAUACCGGCACGACGACUCCGAGACACUCCACGACCACUUUGUCUUCGACACCUGGCUGAACCCCAAGGGUAAGCCGGCCCAGCGCCCUCUGGAAGACAGCCAGGUUCUGGAGGAGUGUUUCAACAUCACGGUGAUCCCAGUCAACGACCAACCGCCCGUUCUGAAGACCAAAGCCCCCAGCCUGAGUGUGGUGCAGGGGGACACAGUGGCCCUGGGGCCGGAGAACCUCAAUGUGGAAGACUUGGACAACCCUUCAGAGGAUAUCCAGUACACUGUCGUCAGCAAGCCCAACAACGGCUAUCUGGCCCUGGGAGGAAGCCUGAACGAGUCUGUGGUGUCCUUCACUCAGGCUCAGAUCAACAGUGGGAUGGUGUACUUUGUUCAUGAUGGAAGCCGGGCUUCUGGGGUGUUUUAUUUUAGUGUUUCCGAUGGCCAUCACAAACCGGUCUAUAAGCUCUUCAACCUCGAGGUGACGGAGAUCACCAUCUCCCUUGUCAACAACACUGGGCUGGCUCUGGAGCAGGGACAGAUGUCCGUGGUUUUAACCCAGGAGAGUCUGGUGGCAGAGACCAACGGAAAAAACACAACGGUUCACUACCGGAUCACCGCUGCGCCACGGUACGGCAAGAUCCUCCGGCUGGAUGACCAGGAGGUCAACCAGUUUGAGCAGGAGGACUUAAGGACGGGUCGCGUGUUUUAUCACAUGACGGCCCUCACGUCUGGUCAGGACAGCUUUGAGUUCACCGCGUUUACAUCGGAAGCUAACCUGACAAACCAGGUUGUCAACAUCACAGUUAAGCCCCUGGUCAGGUUUGGCGAGGGGGUGAGAAUAUCCAAUGGCAUCGUGGUCAAACUCAACACUGGUUUCCUCAACGCCACUGAGCUGGCUUCUCUAUCCGUCAGCGACCCUUUCUUCGAGGUCGUCUCUCAUCCAAAGUAUGGAAAGCUGGUCCGAGGAAAACCCAAAGCUGGUAAGAAAACCGAGCCACUGGGGUCUUUCUCCUUCCAGGAUGUGAAGCAGGAGAGGCUAUCCUUCGAGCUCAACGCUAACAUGACUGGAGUGCAGGAGCUGAACGACUCGCUGGUGUUCAUUCUGAAAGCGGAGAACGUCCCACCUGCCAGGGGAGAGUUCCGGUUCACUAUCGUUCCGUAUGAUCCAUCGCUAGUUCUAACCACCAAGAGUCCCAUCCUGACCACCAGCAGUCCUUUCUCUCAGCCUCUGAACCAAACGAUAGUGUUCGGUGUUGGGACGGCACUACCCUCUCUGUCCACCUCCCUCCUUUCCACACAGAGACCCAGCAAGACCCACCAGAAGUUCAAAGGUCGCAACCGCUGGGGGAACACCAACAGGAACGACUCGGCAGGUACAGAUACUACUCUGGGCAAGCCCACCCUGAGUAAAGGAGACGACAAUGAGAUUUCCUUUGUGAAUACACCGGUCCGAGUAGAGUCAUACCCACAAAAGUCUUCCAACCUGAUAUUGGUGAUCCUACCUCUCCUGGCCAUGCUCUUAUUGGUCAUCAUCCUGGUGGUGCUGGUUUUCCUGCUGCGACGCAACAGGAAGAGGAAACAGAAACCUGUCACCUCGAAGCCGCCAGCCUCACCCUCGCCCUCAACCCCACCGGCCUAUAACGGCCAGUCGCAGAGGAGCGCGGCUGUUCCCACGGUAACGGUGACCCCACUGAGCCCCAGUAGCCCUGCCCUGGACAGACUGCUUCCUUCAGCCAAUCAGGGCUUAGUUAGCAACUCCACAUCACUGCUACUUUGCUCGUGGAACGGUGUAGAUCCAGAGAGUUCAGCCCAGCUCAUUAGGACCACACCCCCCACUCUACAGCAGAACCAAUACUGGGUGUGACUCUGUAGCUGCUGCCACCUAGGGGAGGGAUGGGGAAGUGGACUGUCUACCCUGUACACUAACAUCCAUCCCCACCAACCCCACUCAUCAGUUACACUGUAAACCAUGACACUGCUGUACUAUUUGUUUUGUGAUAUAAUCAAAGCAUUUUCUACUGAAGCUAAGCACAAUCAGCACUGGGAAUUCUAACCACUAUCUCCACUUUGCAACAUAAUUAGUACUGGGAAUUCCAACCACUAUCUCCACUUUGCAACAUAAUUAGUACUGGGAAUUCCAACCACUAUCUCCACUUUGCAACAUAAUUAGUACUGGGAAUUCCAACCACUAUCUCCACUUUGCAACAUAAUUAGUACUGGGAAUUCCAACCACUAUCUCCACUUUGCAACAUAAUUAGUACUGGGAAUUCCAACCACUAUCUCCACUUUGCAACAUAAUUAGUACUGGGAAUUCCAACCACUAUCUCCACUUUGCAACAUAAUUAGUACUGGGAAUUCCAACCACUAUCUCCACUUUGCAACAUAAUUAGUACUGGGAAUUCUAACCACUAUCUCCACUUUGCAACAUAAUUAGUACUGGGAAUUCCAACCACUAUCUCCACUUUGCAACAUAAUUAGUACUGGGAAUUCCAACCACUAUCUCCACUUUGCAACAUAAUUAGUACUGGGAAUUCCAACCACUAUCUCCACUUUGCAACAUAAUUAGUACUGGGAAUAACAACCACUAUCUCCACUUUGCAACAUAAUUAGUACUGGGAAUUCUAACCACUAUCUCCACUUUGCAACAUAAUUAGUACUGGGAAUUCUAACCACUAUCUCCACUUUGCAACAUAAUUAGUACUGGGAAUUCCAACCACUAUCUCCACUUUGCAACAUAAUUAGUACUGGGAAUUCCAACCACUAUCUCCACUUUGCAACAUAAUUAGUACUGGGAAUUCCAACCACUAUCUCCACUUUGCAACAUAAUUAGUACUGGGAAUAACAACCACUAUCUCCACUUUGCAACAUAAUCAGUACUGGGAAUUCUAACCACUAUCUCCACUUUGCAACAUGAUUAGUACUGGGAAUAACAACCACUAUCUCCACUUUGCAACAUAAUUAGUACUGGGAAUUCCAACCACUAUCUCCACUUUGCAACAUAAUUAGUACUGGGAAUUCCAACCACUAUCUCCACUUUGCAACAUAAUUAGUACUGGAAAUUCCAACCACUAUCUCCACUUUGCAACAUAAUUAGUACUGGGAAUUCCAACCACUAUCUCCACUUUGCAACAUAAUCAGCACUGGGAAUUCCAACCACUAUCUCCACUUUGCAACAUAAUUAGUACUGGGAAUUCCAACCACUAUCUCCACUUUGCAACAUAAUUAGUACUGGGAAU